Messenger RNA from Tachysurus fulvidraco (yellow catfish), 2783 nucleotides. It is a transcript of the gene b3gat1a, whose product is annotated as beta-1,3-glucuronyltransferase 1 (glucuronosyltransferase P) a. NCBI's taxonomy places the organism in Eukaryota, Metazoa, Chordata, Actinopteri, Siluriformes, Bagridae. The transcript has 11 exons. The record is from RefSeq and is a predicted model, not a curated record. Gene Ontology annotation, biological process: carbohydrate metabolic process; chondroitin sulfate proteoglycan biosynthetic process. The coding region runs from base 1213 to 2295 and encodes 360 amino acids. Gene Ontology annotation, molecular function: galactosylgalactosylxylosylprotein 3-beta-glucuronosyltransferase activity. Gene Ontology annotation, cellular component: Golgi membrane.
GCUGUAAUGGUACAGGCCAUUAGCAAGACCAUCUCAACUGGAGGAGGGGGGCCCCUCAGCCUCAGCGAGGAGGCGACUUUGGAUCCAGAUAAACACAUUCGCAGAUGUCUCUCCAUGCGUUCUGACAGCCUGCCUCCGCGUCAGCCAUCUCACUAAUCAGAGAGCGAGAAAAAAGGACAGAGAGGGCAAGCAUCACCCCAUCAUGCCUGCUUCUUGCCUACCUCUCUUCUUCAUUAGUCUUUAGUCGUGAGAGGCGUGGAGAGAAAGAAAGCGUGGUGUAUGCCAGAAGAGGACAGCAGUGAAAAUACGCCGGCAGCUUCCAUCCUCGAGCAUCAGAUUAUUGAAUCCCGCUUUCCUCAACGCUGGACCCUGAACAUUCACAGCGGGAGAGAAAUAAGGACAUGAUUAGAAUGCAGUCUGCAGUUUGAAAGGAAACAAAGGAGGGAAGAAAAACAAGCUGGCAAAAGAGAAGAUGGUUGGAAUGAAUGAAACAGCCUGUGGAAGGAGUAGAGCUGUCUGAACAAGCCGCCCGCUCUGAGGACGUGACUAGACACGUGGUGUGCAUCCCAGCGGUUCCUGGGGACAGAUUCUCUCUCUCUCUCUCUCUCUCUCUCUCUCUCUCUCUCUCUCUCUCUCUCUCUCACACACACACACACACACACACACACACACACACACACACACACACACACACACACACACACACACACACACACACACAUCCCUCUGCUUUACCCCCUCCAUAAAGAUGUGUUAGGAUAAAGCUUUGGGAUUACCAAAAGUGUGCACAACAUCUGUGGGAGGAGAAACAAGCCAUUGAUCUGUCAUUAAGGGAUGUGACAGGCAUGACUUAUAAGGACUGGGGUGGAGGUUGUUCCAAUUCCGCAAAUGAUGCCAUAAUUUCAUCAACUACACUUCCAUCAGUAGAUAUUAGAGCUUCGGGUAAUACAUACGGUUCAGGAUCUACAGUGUCAUCUUCCUUAUCCAUGCAAGUAAUUUCCUCAUUCCACUGAGUGGGACUUCUCCUUGUCCUGAGCUUGCUCUGGGCUGGUUUUGAGCUCACGUCAGAAAGAAAACCACAUGGUAUUCUCUCCUGUAAAAGAUGACCUGAGCAAUGAUGGCCCGUUGCGAGAUCUCUAACAAGCGGCUUUUGCAGCUGCACGUCACACACACAUUUGUCCAUUGCUUAUAACAACGGAAACAACCCUGGAGAUGCCGAAGAGAAGAGACAUUCUUGCCAUCGUGUUAAUCGUGUUACCUUGGACUCUGCUCAUCACUGUUUGGCACCAGAGCGCCAUCGCGCCCCUGCUCGCCAUCCGAAAGGCUUGUCACCAUCUAGUUAAAGAGAUCUUUAUCAUACCCGAGCGGCUAAUGGUCCAACGGCAUCGCCUGUCAGAUGAUGGAACUGGUGAAGGCAGACGCGAUGCAGGAAGCCAAACAAGCGACUCAAAGGAGUUCUGCUCCUCUGAUAAGGACAUAGUGGAGGUUGUGCGCACCGAGUAUGUGUACACACGGCCGCCUCCAUGGUCCGACACCCUGCCCACCAUCCAUGUAAUCACACCAACUUACAGCCGGCCGGUGCAGAAAGCUGAGCUUACUCGGCUCGCCAACACCUUCCUGCACAUCCCCAACCUGCAUUGGAUCCUGGUGGAGGAUGCACAGAGGAGGACGCCGCUGGUCACGCGUCUGCUGAGGGAGACAGGCCUCAACUACACACAUCUAAACGUCGAGACUCCUCGGAACUACAAGCUACGAGGAGAUGCACGGGAUCCCAGAAUCCCACGGGGAACCAUGCAGAGGAACCUGGCUCUCCGGUGGUUACGGGAGACCUUCAGCCCCAACAGCACUCAAACAGGCAUCGUCUACUUCGGUGAUGAUGAUAACACCUACAGCUUGGAGCUCUUUGAAGAGAUGCGCUCUACGCGUAUGGUGUCCGUUUGGCCCGUAGCUUUUGUUGGAGGUUUGCGUUACGAAUCCCUGAAAGUCAACGCUGCUGGUAAAGUGUACGGAUUUAAAACAGUGUUCGAUCCUCACCGUCCUUUUGGUAUUGACAUGGCAGGAUUCGCCAUCAACUUGCGGCUCAUCCUGUUCAAACCACAAGCCUAUUUCAAACUGCGGGGGGUCAAGGCGGGCUACCAGGAGAGCAGCCUGCUCCGAGAACUCGUCACUCUCAACGAUCUGGAACCGAAAGCAGCUAAUUGCACUAAGAUUCUCGUGUGGCACACAAGGACAGAAAAACCUGUCUUGGUGAACGAAGGCAAGAAAGGCUUCUCAGAUCCAAAUAUGGAGAUCUGACAUCCUCUUCAACAAUGGCACUUUUUGGAUAAUUCAAGGCCCUACAGGAACAAAGAGCAGCAUCUCAGAACCUAAGCUUCAGACAUGCUUUCUUAUUGCUGCUCAGUACAGCGAAAUCAAUUGACUACCACAACUAUAUCUUUCAAAGCACAGAAUGGUACAACACGGCAAUAUCACGGUAUUUUGUAUGUAAAGCUGUUCAUGAUUGCAACAUAGACAGGAAGCGAAACAGCAGGACGUCUACACGUUUGUUCUCAAGACACACACACAGAAAAGUGAUGUGACAUCGCUGACUCAGGAGUGUAUUCAUGAAGAAAAAAAAAAAAGACACACUGGAUCGGUAUAGACCUGCUGAACAACGGAGGACGUAUCGGCUCGAUCUGCUUGAUCUUUAAAUACGUGAACAAACUCACAGACAGAACUCUUCUCAGAGAUAAAAACAUACAUAGAAGGGAAUGGGUUUUUCUUUUCUUUUUUUUUCUUUUAAA